CACGGCGAUCGGGGCCGUUGGGCUGCUGAGGCCCCGCCCUCGCCGCCGGGUACGCGGCCCUGGCGGCGGCUCGAGCCCAUGAAGGGGGCUCGGUGUCUGCGGUCCCCGGUGCUGGUGCUGCUGCUCCUGCGGCCGCUGCACGCAUCCGGAGACUCCGCGUCCCGCCCGCAGACCCGAGCCAUGAACCCGGGAGGCGGCGGCGCGCAGGGCUCCCCAGAGAACAGCCACUACCGUCUGCAGCGCUCCACCGUGCCGGGCUCCGAGCCGCAGCGCAGCAACGAGGUGCUCCUGCUGACGCCCGGGGAGGGAGAUUCCCCGGAGCAGCGGCACCACGUCCUCUACUUCCCUGGAGACGUGCAGAAUUACCAUGAGAUUAUGACUCGUCAUCCUGAGAAUUAUCAAUGGGAAAAUUGGAGUCUAGAAAAUAUUGCUACCAUUUUAGCCCGCCGUUUUCCCAAUAGUUAUAUUUGGGUAAUAAAGUCUUCCCGAAUGCAUUUGCACAAAUUCAGCUGCUAUGACAAUUUUGUGAAAAGCAACAUGUUUGGUGCACCAGAACACACUCCGGACUUUGGAGCCUUUAAGCAUUUGUAUAUGUUAUUAGUUAAUGCUUUUAACCUAACUCAGAACGGUCUGCUGUCCAAGAACAGGAGUGUUUGGAAUAAGGAUUGUAAAGCAUCUAACUGUGAGUCUAAUUCUUCUGCUACUAGUAAUGGUGGCCAAGAGGGAAACGAGAGGACCUGUGAGCAUGUUGAUGAGCCUUCCAUGAGUUUUGCUCCACUGUCAUUGGAUGGUGCAUCGUUUACUUUGAUUGGAUUUAGUAAAGGCUGUGUUGUUUUGAAUCAGUUGCUGUUUGAGUUGAAGGAAGCCAAGAAAGACAAGAACAUUGAUGCAUUCAUCAAAAGCAUAAGAACAAUGUACUGGCUGGAUGGCGGGCAUUCUGGAGGAAGCAAUACGUGGGUCACGUAUCCAGAAGUCUUGAAAGAAUUUGCUCAAACAGGGAUUACUGUUCACACUCAUGUAACACCUUACCAAGUACAUGACCCAAUGAGAUCCUGGAUUGGAAAGGAGCACAAGAAAUUUGUUCAGAUACUUGGGGAUUUGGGUAUGCAAGUGACCAGCCAAAUUCAUUUUGCAAAGGAAACUCCUUCCAUAGAGAAUCAUUUCAGGGUUCAUGAAGUAUUCUGAGACUAUUAAUGUGCUUGCUUAAUGGGAGAAUAAACUUUUGAGUGUUAUAAAUGGAAAUGAUGAGAUGCAAGAUUAACCAUGCAUCAUCAGUUUGUGGGCUAAGAAGAUGCACAUUCCAAAAAUAUGAGUGUCAAAUACAGUAGGAAUUUUUUGCUUGUUAAGUGUGGAUAGUUUUAAAUUCUGAUCAGAUUAGAAUUAGUUUGAAAUCUAAAAGGGUAGUUUGUGCUAAUUCUAUGACCAUUAAAAUGAAAGCAAAAUUACCCUUUUGUUACCCUUUUAAAAGGUAACAAAAUUGAUGUUGGAAAUAGUUGACUUUUCUGAGACCUAUUGUAAUCUAACUUUGGUAGUACGGCAUUCGGCUGGUGACUAGAGACAUCUCACUUCUCCAUGUCCAAGGCUCUCUGGGGACAGCAGCACUCUCCAUCCAGACUCCUGGGGUUUCUGAACCUCGGGACUGAUUUUCAGGGUUCCACCAAGUGUUUUUUCUUUAAAGUCAAAAUAUGUUUAUUCCCUCAUAUCCAAGAUUAUAGAAUUGUAUAGUUGGUUUUUAGAACAUAUUACACUGAGCACCGUAACUUAAUUCUUAAUUGUCGGUUUUUAAUUAUUUGUUAGUGUGCUCUCAAAACGAGACAGAUUUCACAGACCUAAAUCAGCAUUUCUUCAGAAACAUGGUUUUGUCUGCCAAGAGAAAAUAGCUUUCUUUGGCCAAAUGUAAAAUUAAAUUGAUGAGAUAAGAAAGGUUACAAAGGAAGGUUUGGAGACACAAAUAAUUUAAAUUUUGGCCCAGAAACUGAAUUAGCUUAACACUGCUACAUAAUUUGGGCACAUUUUCCUUUACUAGAAAAAUGCAUUUUGAGAAACCUAGAUCUAACAAAUUUCAACAUAUAUUGGAACAUAGCUGUGUAGUUUUAAAAAGUGGUCAGGCACUUUUUUAUUUAUAAAUAAUGCUGUGUAGGUCAUGAAAGAACUAAACAGGGAACUAAAACCUGCUGCUUUGGGAUUGGCAAGAAACUGUACUAAAGAAUGGCACCUCCCAGGCCCAGCAAGCUAGUCUAUUUAUCAAACAAUAUGAAAAGUGUUAAGUCUUCGGUUUCCUCCAAAAUUACAUCUUAAUCAACCUAUAAGUAUAUUCCAAAUAUUCACUCAUGAUAAAGGCUUCCUUCACACAUGUUGUUUAAAAAUGACAUGAUUCCAUCAACUACAGUUGAGUACAUUUUCAUAAGUAGUUUUAUAUUGUUUCACUUUCUUUGAAUAUCCAUUCUUUUGAGAUCAACACUUCCCACUGUAAAAAUAACUCACCUGGUUUCUAACUUACUGUGUAUUUCCUUAAUGUUAAGCACUGGGAUUUGAUGUCUUUCUUCAAUUUGUUUAAUAAUCCUCAAAUGUGUCAUUUAAUGUAAAACUGAACUACUGAAUGGUCAUACAGAGGCGAAGGCUUUAGUUUUCACAGGAUUAUCUGAAGUAAAAAGAGAAGGGUUUUCCUUUAAGAACUCCCUGACUUAGUGCUUCACCUCUCCCUGUGAAUGUUUGAUUGUUAACAUGUUAAAGUGGAUGAUGAUCAGAUGGACAGUAGCCAUCGUCACCUCUGGAGACGGUGUUAAGUACACCAGAUGCUUAGGAGUGGAAAGGGCUGCGUUGGCCCUCACACACGUAUUUCUGCUUAGUACUUUGGUCCUUUUCCUCAUCUGUUUAAAAUUGUAUAUGCUAAAUUUUUUAUGGUAAAUAUGCAUUCUACUUGAUCGUGCCUUUGUAAAGAGUCACUGAGACAAUUCGUCCUACAAAUGUGAACAUUGUUACCACUACAGCAUGAAUGUAUAAUUGUAUUAAAAAUAAUAAUCUACAGAAAUGUUAUUUGGAUGUGUUUAUCUGUUCCUUCAGACCAUUUGAAAGGAAAUGCUUCACCUUGCCAUUCUGUCUUUCCUUUCCUCUUUUUCAGUCAACAACUUCCUGUCCAUUGAGUAUGCCUCUUAAUUAUUCCAUAACCAACUGCAUUAUACCCAUUUCUUCUGUUGGGUUCCUAGAGGAAAUCCUUAAAAAGCUCUCCCUUUUCUUUGAUCUGUUGGGUUCCUAGAGGACAUCCUUAAAAAGCUCUCCCUUUUCUUUGUUGAUUGUCUUAGCUGUCUAUACUCCUUUAUCUCCAUAAAAGAGCACCCCACAAGUAUAAAGUGAAUCUAAGCCACAAGGAUUUAACAUCAAGUCCUAGCAUGUUAGUGGGUAAAUACAACAGCCUAGAGCUUAGGACGGAGUGUCUGAAACAGUAUUGUAGCUCCUUCAGAGGCCUCCGGAGGAACACAAAUUAAGGAAUAAGGAAUAAGUGGUCUCAUCUGUGAGUCACAUGUGCUUAAACUGUGGGCCUACCCAUCCUGAGUCAUCACCUGAGGAUGGAAACAUACUCAGAAGUCAUUUUAGUGUCUCCUGGUACGUUUAAGACACCCACUGAUUUGUACCUUUCAAGCAAGGUGAACACCAGAGUGCCAGCCCAUGAGUUCCUUGGAGGAGUCGUCACAUUGGCACAGUUCCAAAUUCUGUCAUAACUGCCUUUCACCUCCCUAAACCACCUCUCCUACCUCAUAACUCCAUAUUUAACUUUUUAUAGGCACGAGAUAAUGCCUUGUCAUUGGGUUCUUUGCAAAUGUUCAUAUAGCUGCUACAAAAGAAUAAAAAUUUACCUUUGUUGA
Molecule: messenger RNA, 3863 nt
Organism: Mastomys coucha (southern multimammate mouse)
Lineage: Eukaryota; Metazoa; Chordata; Mammalia; Rodentia; Muridae
Gene: CUNH2orf69
Product: chromosome unknown C2orf69 homolog
Exons: 2
Coding region: 79-1185 (368 amino acids)
Cellular component (GO): mitochondrion
Source: RefSeq, a predicted model, not a curated record